This is a messenger RNA of Lachancea dasiensis, 651 nucleotides long. The record is from the annotation of a GenBank genome assembly. NCBI's taxonomy places the organism in Eukaryota, Fungi, Ascomycota, Saccharomycetes, Saccharomycetales, Saccharomycetaceae.
AUGGUUCAUUUUCCAAAAUCGUUUCUAGGCGCUUUUCCACUGUAUAUUGGUGUGGAAAUAGCUCUCGGUAUAACUAUCUUCAAUAAAUGUAGUGGGUUUUACGGAAUUUUGGGAUUGAUAACUGGCCAUGACCUAGAUCUCAUGCAGUGGCUGCUUUACGUUGUGUCGAUUAUUGCUGUUAUUGUCUAUUCGUUGGCUCUUACUCAAGUUUACAAACCUCAGCUUCUGAUGUAUUCGCUGACUGUAGUUGUGUUUACUAUUGACACUGCUUUAACCUGUUUUUUUACGCUUUGGUUUAGCGGACAGUGGUUUUCUGCCAAACACCACGAAAUGACAGACCCAAGCUCACAGACACAUCAAUCAGGGAGUCCGGAAUCCAAGUAUGCUAGAGGUGAAAACCUCGCUUCGCAGAGUGCCUCACAAACUGCCGAGUUUUUCUUUACUAUGCUGGUAACGUUGCUGGCGCUGUCUUGGCGGUUUUACUUCAAUUUUAUUAUCCUCGCUUUUGUUCAAAGACUUUUCCGCCACCCCAAGUACAUGGUUGACCUGAAUGACGUCGAGCAAGAUUUGAAGAAUAAGAGCCAGUUGGCUAAAUGUUGGUACAAAUCAGAGUGCAUAUGCUACAAAUGGUGUAAGCAUUAUUUGGCUUGA